AAAGAUAGAAUGGAUGAAUGAAAUGAAAGAGCUCGUGUGUGAUUUGUUUGUAUUCUUAGUGUUUUUCUCUCUUAAAUUGAGUGUAAACAGAGUCUUGUCUUUGUAUGCCUAUAGUGAGGAGAUGGCAAAGCUGAGGUCAAGAGGAGAUGAAGGACUGAAGAGAGAGGACUCAGAUCUCAGUCUGACUUUACUCUGUUAUACUGAGUCAAAGCCCACAGACACUCAGGACACUACAGUGUGUGACAGUAAACAGAGCUUACAGGAGGAUCAAACCUCCACAGAGUCUCUGGAUUCUGUCUGUAACGCUGGAGAACAGCAGCAGAUGCUGAAGAUGUGUUCAGUUAAACUUAUCGACUGCACGAACCUCAUGAUGAAGAUUAAAACUGAACCCACAGAAAUUAAAACUGAACCCACAGAAAUAAAAACUGAACCCACAGAGGAGGAAGAUCACACUGAGGAAGAUGAUGAUUUUAUUCCAUCAGAUGUGAAGUGUGAAUCGUGUUGUGAUGGAGAAAUAACGUCCUCAACAUCAAAAGAGCAACUGACAGCACAAACUUUUUCCUGCAUCACCUGUGGAAAGACAUUCAGCUCACAGAGACAUUUAGAGAGACAUGAGAGAAAACACUCAGAACAGAAACUCUUCACCAGAUCUGAGAUCAGUUUUACUACCUUACAAGAGAAAAAACUUAAUUCAGAAGAGCACAGAGAGAAGAAGCAGCAGCAGCACUUUCACUGUGAGCAGUGUGGGAAGGGUUUUGUCUCUUCCUCAAAUUUAAAAGUUCACAUGAGGUUACACAGUGGUGAAAAGCCUUUCUACUGCACUGAAUGUGGAAAAUACUUAAGCACCAAACAAAGUCUUGAUUUUCAUAAGAGAAUUCACACAGGAGAAAAACCAUACGAAUGUCCUCACUGUGAGAAGAGAUUUAGACAAAAACAAUGUUUAAAGUCACACAUGCUUUUACACACCAAUGAGAGACCGCAUCACUUUAGGGAUUCGGAAGAGAAACCCUAUCAAUGUUCAUACUGUGAUAAACGUUUCUGUUAUAAAUCUCAGCUGGCAUACCACAAGAAAUUUCACACUGGAGAGAAACCUUACGUCUGCGCUCACUGUGGAAAGAGCUUCUGUACUUCAAGUUCUUUAACUUAUCAUCAGAGAGUUCACACUGGAGAGAAACCUUAUCAAUGUAAUGUUUGUGGGAAAAGUUACACUCAACAUUGCAAUUUACUAAUGCACCAGAGACUUCACACAGGUGAAAAACCUUACAUAUGCUCUCAGUGUGACAAGACAUUUACUUUAUCAAGUUACUUAAAAGCCCAUGAGAAAGUUCACACAGGAGAGAAACCUCAUCAAUGUAGUGUUUGUGGGAAGAGUUUUAAUCGACGUGACAAUUUAUUGGCACACCAGAGACUUCAUUCAGGCGAAAAACCUUUCAAAUGCUCUCAGUGUGGCAAAACGUUUGCUCAGUCAGGUAACUUAAAAGACCAUAAGAGACUUCAUACAGGUGAAAAACCUUACAUAUGCUCUCAGUGUGACAAGACAUUUACUUCAUCAAGUUACUUAAAAGCCCAUGAGAAAGUUCACACAGGAGAGAAACCUCAUCACUGUAGUGUUUGUGGGAAGAGUUUUAAUCGACGUGACAAUUUAUUGGCACACCAGAGACUUCAUUCAGGCGAAAAACCUUUCAAAUGCUCUCAGUGUGGCAAGACGUUUGCUCAGUCAGGUAACUUAAAAGACCAUGAGAGAAUUCACACUGGAGAGAAACCUCAUCACUGUCAUGUUUGUGGGAAGAGUUUCAGUCAAUCAUCAAACUUUCAAAGGCACCAGAGACUUCAUACAGAAAUAUAUGAUGGCGACCUUCAGGAAAUUAGCAAAAAAAUUAAAGCCUUAUCAUGCUGAUGAGUUUCCUUGGCGCCAACCUCCAGCAGACAGAAUAGCUGGAACAUAGCUGAAUCUUGAGAUACUGCCAGAAGGACAGACUGGCGAAACUUUGUGGAUUCUGGUUGGGUGUCUUCAUUCCAUGAACAGAGACAUUCUGAGUUUUAAGAAUCACAACUGACAGGGUUGCAAGUGUUGUCUUCAUGACAUUGAAACAGAGUCAGAUAUUUCUUAGAUGUGAUGUGUGUUUCACAUCUGUUCAGAAUGAUUCAUGGAUUCACUCUAACUGUAUGCACUCAGUAUUUGUAUUCACCAUUAAUUAACACAUGUACAGGGGUUUUUAGUUUAGUUUAGUUUAUUUGUUAAACAGGGACAAUGCACAUUAAGGAACAUAAUUGUAAAUGUGCCAGAAUUAGCCCAAAGGGCUAUUUUUCAUCUGUAGCCCCCUGACAGAAUAUUAAAAAGUC
This is a messenger RNA of Paramisgurnus dabryanus, 2343 nucleotides long. RefSeq lists its product as uncharacterized. Gene Ontology annotation, molecular function: DNA-binding transcription factor activity, RNA polymerase II-specific; RNA polymerase II cis-regulatory region sequence-specific DNA binding. NCBI's taxonomy places the organism in Eukaryota, Metazoa, Chordata, Actinopteri, Cypriniformes, Cobitidae. The record is from RefSeq and is a predicted model, not a curated record. Gene Ontology annotation, biological process: regulation of transcription by RNA polymerase II.